Microthlaspi erraticum is the source of this 1248-nucleotide messenger RNA. The record is from the annotation of a GenBank genome assembly. NCBI's taxonomy places the organism in Eukaryota, Viridiplantae, Streptophyta, Magnoliopsida, Brassicales, Brassicaceae.
AUGAGGAAAGACGAUCUCUACAUCACCGUUCCCACUUUCUUCCGAUGUCCUAUCUCGCUCGACGUUAUGAAAUCCCCAGUAAGUCUCUGCACCGGCGUUACCUACGACCGAGCUAGCAUCCAACGGUGGCUCGACGGCGGGAACAAUACUUGUCCGGCAACGAUGCAAAUCCUCCAGAACAAGGAUUUCAUUCCUAAUCGGACUCUUCAGCGUCUCAUUGAAAUUUGGUCCGAUUCCGUGCGUCGCCGGGCUUGUAUUGAAUCGGCGGAAACUGCAGUUCCGACGAGGGAUGAGAUCGCCGCUGCGAUCGAGAAGGAAGAGCGAUACGACCGCGAUAUUUUGUCGAAGAUUCUUCGGUUCGCGAGAGAAUCCGAUGACAACAAAGGAUUUCUCGCCGGGAAAGACGAUUUCGUGCGACUUCUAGCCGAUCUCUUGAGCCAGGUAGAUUUCAAAACUACCUCCACCGUUAAAUUACUGGUUGUUCAAGAGGCGGUGAAGAUUCUGAGCAUGAUCCGAACCAAAAUCUCAGAUCGGAGACGGUUUUCGAAUCUGAUUUUAAACAACGGUCGAGAUCGUUUGACGGCAAUCAUCUUCUUGUUCAAAACCGGGAAUGUCGAAUUGAAGAUUGACUGCGCCGGUUUACUCGAAUUCGUCGCCGUCGACGCUGAAUCGAAGCUGUUGAUCGCCGAGAGAGACGGGUUAGUUAACGAACUGAUGAAAUCAAUCAGCGGAGACUCCGAUCCGAGCUUAAUCGAAUCGACCUUAUCUGUUCUGAUCGCAAUCAGUUCACAGAAACGCGUGAAGCUCAAUCUAAUCCGAGAGAAACUCAUCAAGGAGCUCACGAAAUUGUUAGCUGCUGAUCCAACGACGUCGAGCGUUUCGGUGACGGAGAAAUGCUUGAAGCUUCUCGAGACUUUAGCUUCCACCAACGAAGGGAGAUCGGAAAUCUGCGGCGGAGACGGCGAGUGCCUGAAGACGGUUGUUAAAAAGCUGAUGAAAGUGUCGACGGCGGCGACGGAGCACGCCGUGACGGUGCUUUGGAGUGUCUCUUAUCUUUUCAAAGAAGAGAAGGCGCUUGAAGCAGUUACGAGUACUAACGGCGUUACGAAGAUUCUGUUACUGUUACAGAGCAAUUGCUCUCCCGCCGUUAGGCGGAUGUUAACGGAUCUUCUCAAGGUCUUCAAGGUGAAUUCAAGAUCAUGCCUUUCGGCUUACGACACCAAAACGACACAUAUCAUGCCGUUUUGA